AUGUCGUCCACCGCCCGUGUCAAGUCUUCCUCGCUCUGGGGCAAGUCCAAGGAUGACCUCGCGAAGCAACUCGAUGAGCUCAAGACUGAGUUGGGCCAACUCCGCGUCCAGAAGAUCGCUGGCGGUGCCUCAUCAAAACUCACCAGAAUCCACGACCUCCGCAAGUCGAUCGCCCGUGUCCUGACAGUCAUCAACGCCAACCAGCGCCACUCUCUGCGCCAAUUUUAUUCCAAGAAGAAGUACCUCCCUCUCGACCUCCGAGCCAAGCAGACCCGCGCCAUUCGCCGGAGAUUGAGCCCCAAGGACGCCAGCCGAGUGACCCAGAAGCAGAAGAAGCGGACGACACACUUCCCGGUGCGCAAGUACGCUGUCAAGGCUGAGGCUUGA
Cyphellophora europaea CBS 101466 is the source of this 387-nucleotide messenger RNA. Its product is annotated as 60S ribosomal protein L35. The record is from RefSeq and is a predicted model, not a curated record. Gene Ontology annotation, molecular function: structural constituent of ribosome; mRNA binding. Gene Ontology annotation, cellular component: cytosolic large ribosomal subunit; ribosome. The transcript is spliced from 3 exons. Lineage: Eukaryota; Fungi; Ascomycota; Eurotiomycetes; Chaetothyriales; Cyphellophoraceae. Gene Ontology annotation, biological process: maturation of LSU-rRNA from tricistronic rRNA transcript (SSU-rRNA, 5.8S rRNA, LSU-rRNA); translation. The coding region runs from base 1 to 387 and encodes 128 amino acids.